UCUCGCAUGAUGCUCUCUCUUUAAUCCCUUAGAAAAUUUAUUUAUUUUUCCAUGAAUUCCCCAAAUCUUCAUUCUUCUUCUUAACAAAAAAAGAAGCAUAAUCUUAUGUAUAAAUUCUUCAUUCUUCAUAUUGUAUAACCCAGUUCGCUAAUUUCCACUCCCCAUUUCUAGCUCAAGUUUUCAAUUCCUAGCUGCAAAACCUCUUAUCUUUGGGUCAAAAUUUUCGAUUUCCCCUAAUCUUAUAAUCCCAAAACCCAAAAUUUUCAAUUUAGUUUUGCUCCAACUCCAUUAAUUCUUGAAACCCAUCGAUUUCCAGUUAUAAAAAUCUCAUUUUUUUGGUCAAAAUUUUUCGAUUUGGCUUCCAAAUCCCAAAAUUUUCAAUUUAUUCUUGCUCCAAUUCCAUUAAUUCUUAAAACCCAUCGAUUUCUUGUUAUAAAAUCUCACCUUUGUGUCACAUUUUGGUUAAUUACUCAUCUGAAAACCCCAAAUCUUUCUUUAAAAAUCUCAGCUUUAGGUCAAAAGCUUGGAUUUUUUUUGUUCUCUCCUCUUCAAAUGUCUGUAGCUUGUGGACUCGAAUGCGUCUUCUGCGUCGGUUUCAGCCGGUGGGCAUGGAAACGCUGCACACACGUGGGCUCCGAUGAUAGUGCCACGUGGACAGCAGCAACACCGGAAGAGUUCGAGCCGAUUCCGAGAAUCUGCCGCGUAAUCCUCGCCGUCUACGAGCCGGAUCUCAAAAACCCUAAAAUCUCUCCGUCGACCGGGAAAUUCGACCUAAACCCGGAUUGGGUCAUCAAAAGAGUGACCCACGAGAAAACCCAGGGAAGAUCUCCGCCGUACAUCAUCUACGUCGAUCACAACCACCGCGAGAUCGUGCUCGCGAUCCGUGGCUUGAACUUAGCGAAAGAGAGCGAUUACAAGAUCCUUCUGGAUAAUAAACUCGGACAGAAAAUGUUCGGAGGUGGGUUUGUUCAUCAGGGGCUCUUGAAAUCUGCGGCUUGGGUUCUGAAUCAAGAAUCGGAGACGCUUCGUAGCGUUUGGGAAGAGAAUGGGAAAGAGUAUGAUAUGGUUUUCGCUGGACAUUCUUUGGGAUCUGGUGUUGCUGCGUUGAUGGCGAUUUUGGUUAUCACUACUCCGGCGAUGAUCGGACAUGUACCGAGGAGUAAGAUUCGGUGUUUCGCGGUGGCUCCGGCGAGAUGUAUGUCCCUAAAUCUCGCCGUUAAGUAUGCUGAUGUCAUCUUCUCCGUUAUUUUGCAGGAUGAUUUUUUACCAAGAACAGCGACACCAUUAGAGGAUAUUUUCAAGUCUGUAUUCUGCUUGCCAUGCUUGUUGUUUUUAGUUUGUUUGAGAGAUACAUUUAUACCAGAGGGUCGAAAACUAAGGGAUCCAAGAAGACUUUAUGCUCCUGGUCGAAUUUAUCAUAUCGUGGAGAGAAAAUUCUGUAGAUGUGGAAGGUUUCCACCUGAAGUAAGAACUGCAAUUCCCGUUGAUGGUAGAUUUGAACAUAUAGUAUUAUCAUCCAAUGCAACAUCUGAUCAUGCGAUUCUAUGGAUUGAAAGAGAAUCCGAAAAGGCUUUACAGCAACUGAGAGAGAAGAGUUCAGAGGAGACAGUGGUAACAAUGGCACCAAAAGAGAAGAGAAUGGAGAGGUUCAAUACUUUAGAGAAAGAGCACAAAGAUGCGUUAGAGAGAGCUGUGAGUCUCAAUAUCCCACACGCUGUGUCUGCCGCAGAAGAAGAAGAAGAAGAAGAGCAAGAACAAGAACAAUGCAAUAAUCAAGAAGCAUCGGAACCUAUGUCGAAGAAGAAGAAUUGGGAUGAAGUUGUGGAGAAGCUUUUCCAUAAAAGCAAUUCCGGAGAAUUUGUUCUCAAUGAGAACGUUGCUCCUAAAAGGUAGAUAUUGAAGGGUUUGAUUGUGAAUGGAUUGGGUUUUGGGUUUUACUCAAAUUUUUGUACAUUUAUGCGGCUAAAUUGUUUAAAUUGUUUUUUAUAUGUAAAAAAGUUACCAACAUAUUCAACACAAGCCUUUAUUGGUGUGUGAUUAUGUCUUUUGAGUGUCUAUAAUAUUUUUUUUAUCA
Messenger RNA from Eutrema salsugineum, 2074 nucleotides. RefSeq lists its product as uncharacterized. The coding region runs from base 553 to 1893 and encodes 446 amino acids. The record is from RefSeq and is a predicted model, not a curated record. Gene Ontology annotation, biological process: lipid catabolic process. Lineage: Eukaryota; Viridiplantae; Streptophyta; Magnoliopsida; Brassicales; Brassicaceae. The transcript has 5 exons.